Messenger RNA from Trichoderma reesei QM6a, 630 nucleotides. RefSeq lists its product as uncharacterized. The transcript has 2 exons. The coding region runs from base 1 to 630 and encodes 209 amino acids. NCBI's taxonomy places the organism in Eukaryota, Fungi, Ascomycota, Sordariomycetes, Hypocreales, Hypocreaceae. The record is from RefSeq and is a predicted model, not a curated record. Gene Ontology annotation, molecular function: COPII receptor activity. Gene Ontology annotation, biological process: endoplasmic reticulum to Golgi vesicle-mediated transport. Gene Ontology annotation, cellular component: endoplasmic reticulum membrane; Golgi membrane; COPII-coated ER to Golgi transport vesicle.
AUGUGGAUCUUACCCCUGCUGGGCUACGCCGGCGCCAUCCUCGGCUUCUGCUUCCUGACGCUGUCCAUCGCGUCCGGGCUCUACUACCUGUCGGAGCUGGUGGAGGAGCACACCGUCCUGGCGAAGCGCCUGCUCACGCGCUUGAUUCAGAUCAUCAUUGGCGUGCAGGUUGCGCUCUGGCUCCUCGACGGCUUUCCCUUCUGGGCGACGGUGUUGGGCAUCUUUUCGCAUGUGGUGUAUCUGGGCAACAUGCGCAAGUUUCCCUUUGUGCAGCUCACGGAUCCGCUGUUUCUGCUGUCUUGCGUCCUGGUCUUGUGCGAUCACUAUGUUUGGUUUCGACACUUUGCCGAUACUCAGGCGCGAGCUUAUACCCGAACCUCGUACUAUGACAAGGUGGACGUGCCGACCUUUACCAUGAUCGCGUCGUACUUCGGUCUGUGCGUCUGGCUGGUGCCCUUUGCGCUGUUUGUCAGCUUGUCCGCCGGCGACAAUGUGCUGCCUACCAUGGGCACCGAACCUGUUCGCGGCAUGGAGGGAAAGAGCCGGCCACAGGGCCUGGUCAAGGCCGUUGUGGACUGGGUUCGCGGCUUGAUUGGGGAUAUGGCUGGCACCGGGAUGGACCGGCCAUGA